GUUCAUUUUAUAAAUAACUUCAAUGUGUUCGGUCGCGCUGUCGGGAAAUUAUCGAAAUUACCAAAGAACCCAAUGAGUUAAUAAGUAAAUAUUACAAUUUGCUUUUAUUCAUAUAUAGUUGCAGCCGAUCGUGUACAAUGCGGGCUUAAAUAUACCUGAUAAAUUAUUAUAAGCGUGUGCUUUAUUGUCGAUGCAACAGCAAAUAAGUGGCAAAGAAUGAGAGCGCAAAGCAGAUGGCAAAGAGCGUCGCGCCGCAUUGGUGUUGGUUUUAUGUGCGUGUGUGUAUGUGAAGUAGAAAGCGGCGGUAAAAACUUGUAAAAUCCACACGUAUUAUACAUACAUAUAAUAAAAUUAAAUCUUUUUUAAUACCGCCAAAAUCGAUUUCAUCGUCAAUUGGAAUUUUAAAUAAAUCAGGCCUAUUGCACUGUAGAAUCUGCAAGUCAAAACAAAACAACCGUGAAACGUAGCCGAAAAACGCCUGCGUGCUUGUAUGUGUGUACGAGCGUAAUAAGAAAGACCCAUAGCAAAAAAGGCGAAAGAAAAAUAGUGCAUACGAAAAGCAGGCGCAAAACGCAAUUGAUGAAAUUUGUGAUUAUCACAAAUUCGUAUUAACAAAUGGUUGAAUAAUAUCUAAACCAAGGGUUUAAAACUAAAUAAAAAAUAAAAAUAUAUACAACAACUUAUUAUAUAUAUAUAUAUGCAAAUAAUAAAACGCAUGGCAUCCAACAUCUUUAAACGUGUUCAAACAUAAUUGUGCUUAAGUGUUGUUGCCGACAUAUUUGCGCCUUUUAUUGCUCUGAGCCGACACGCGCUCAUCUCUAGUCCAAACUGUACCAUAUUGUUGACUAACUGGCAGACUCGCAUGAGAGAGAGAGAGCGCGCGUAAUAAUUUUCGAUUGCACUCUACAGCUCCCACUCGCCCGUUCGGCUCCUAAGCGACAUGUUAAUCAGCUGCUGCAAAUCGCCCUAAACAGUUAUUGCAAUUAGCAUCUACAACUUGCAACGUAAAGCGUAAUACGCCGAAGAGAUUCUGUCACUUAAAAUGAGUCGCCUACAGAAACAGCAAUCACAACAUCAGCGCAACCAGUGCGAAAUUAUAAGUAGCAACACCAGCGGUGCAAAGAGCAGACGAAAACAACCGCCGCCAGCACCUCCGCUAGACGAUAGUGAAAUGCGUUCAGCACAGCUCGUCAAUGGACACACGAUGACGGCCAACGGUAAUAGUAAGACGACCAAACGACGACGACAGAGUGACGAUGAGCCCUUGCAGCACUUGACCAACGGAGUCAGCAGCAAAAAUCCGAAAUUGAAGCAUCAGCAAAACGUCGUGGAGACAAGCAGCAGUUCUGGGUCCUCCAGUGGGCAGCGGAAAAUGAACAACGGCAAAGCUAUGAACCACAACAAUAACAACAACAAUAAUAAUAACAACAAUAAGAAACAGAACAACAAUGUUAGCAACGCAAACGGGAGGCAAUACAGCAACAACAAUAAUAACAAUAAGAAGAAAAAGCCAAACGUAAAUACCAAUACAGCAACAACUACACGAAUGGAAUACAGUUACCGUAAAAACAUAUCCACAAUACCGACGCCGCCCUCGCCAGCCUCACCGGCCUCUCCGCCGCCUCAGAGUGCUGUGGCAGAUGUUGUAUGUAUUUCGGAUGCGGAGAGCGACGAGAAUGAAUGCAUCGAAUAUUACGACCAAGAAACGGAGGAGGAUAGCGACCUGGAAAUCGAUGAAUCGCCCACCACUAGCAACAUCAGGAAACCCAAAAACAACAACAAUGCGGCAGCGGCUGCAGCUGCAGCGGCGGCGGCAGCAGCAGCAGCAGCAAAAAAAGCAGCUACGCAACCCACAACAUAUGCAAUGCCAACUAGCAACAGCACGCCAUUGGAUCUAGAAAAUGAGGGGCAUCAACGGGAUUUGGAGAACGUGACCGACCUGCGUUCCUAUGUCAAACUUUAUAGCGAUGAGCGCGUGAGUUUAAACGACUUUAAAAUCAUUCGCGUGCUUGGCACGGGAGCUUAUGGACGUGUUUUCUUGGUGCGUAAACUGACCAGACACGAUGCAGGCAAAUUGUAUGCCAUGAAGGUUCUCAAUAAGAUUACAGUAGUGCAAAAGCGCAAAACGGCUGAGCAUACAAAAACUGAGCGUAUGGUUCUCGAAGCGGUGCAGCGCAGUCCGUUUCUGGUUGGCUUACACUAUGCAUUUCAGUCAUCAUCGAAGCUCUAUCUAGUGCUGGACUUUGCCAAUGGCGGGGAACUUUUCACACAUCUCUACCAUGCGGAGCAUUUUGAGGAAUCGCGUGUACGGGUUUACAUUGCUGAGGUGGUACUGGCGCUGGAGCAGCUGCAUCAGCUGGGCAUUAUAUACCGUGACAUAAAAUUGGAGAAUAUUUUAUUGGAUGGCGAUGGUCACAUUGUGUUAUCCGAUUUCGGCCUGUCCAAAAUACUCACCGCCGAGAAUGAAUAUCGUGCACACAGCUUCUGCGGCACAUUGGAAUAUAUGGCUCCAGAGAUAAUACGGACUGGGCCCCCGGGUCAUGACAGUGCUGUCGAUUGGUGGUCGGUCGGUGUGCUGACAUUUGAGCUGCUGACGGGCGCCUCACCAUUUGCUACCUCGGAUGGCCAGAGUCAGCAAUCAGAGAUUUCACGUCGCAUACAAAAGGAACAGCCGUUGAUACCAUCGUCAUUUAGCGCAAAUGCCCGGGACUUUGUGCUCAAGAUGUUAGAGAAGAAUCCAAAGCGUCGACUAGGCGGCAAUCAUCGGGAUGCCAGCGAGAUCAAAGACCAUCCGUUCUUCCAUGGCAUUAACUGGCAGGAUCUGCGCGCUAAACGCCGCAAAGCACCUUACAAGCCAACACUCAACGCCGAGGACGAUGUGCAGAACUUUAGUAACGAGUUUACGGAUCAGUUGCCCGAGGAUCCCGAAUGUGAUGCACCGCCCGCACGCAUACAACUGUUUCGCGGCUAUACAUAUGUGGCGCCUGAGCAUUUGGAGCAAAUGCGACGCGACAAUCUCUGCCAGAUUGAGUACUGCAAUCCUAAUUUGCAGAAUAUACCUUCACGACCAGAUGAUCUUGAGUUGGGCACGCAGACUGUAAAGGGCUCCUAUGGCACCUGCUAUUUUGUGGUGGACGCUUCGGAUAUUGUGUUUAUGGCAAAGGUCAUACCGCUGUCCAAGUUUCGGGCCUCCGAAAUAGAUGCACUUACAUCAUGCGCCUUGGACUCGCACUGUCACCAUAACAUUGUGAACUAUCAUGGCACGUUCCGUGACAAGUGUGAGGUGUGGAUAAUCCAAGAGUAUCUGUGUGGCGAGGAGCUGGCCGCUUAUCUACAGAGCACAACGCUCGACGAGAACAGCUGCCGUGACAUCUUUCUGCAGCUAGUACAGGCUGUGCAGCAUGUGCACUCCAAGCAUUUCAUACACGGGGAUAUCAAGCCGGAGAACAUAGUGUUUGUGAGCCGUGACAGCAUGGAUGUAAAACUGGUGGACUUUGGCAAUGCCUGCUACAAUAGUCGCUUCCAGAGCUGGCGGGACAAGCCGCGCUAUACGUUAGACUAUGCGCCGCCGGAGCUUUUGAAGGAUCCCAAUGUAGUUACAUAUUCGCCAGCUGUGGAUGUUUAUGGUCUUGGCGCGACGCUCUACACAAUGUUUAUGGGUCAUGCGCCCUAUCGCCUCUACCUGGGUGACUGUGAUCAUGGCCCCGACGUGCAUCAUAAGCUGCGUAAACGCAUGGAGAAGGAGUCAUUCAAUCAGCGCUCCAAGCGCUGGGUAAACUCAAGCUUGGAGCUCAAACAAUUGAUCAGCUGGUGCCUACAGAAGGAUCCAGCAAAACGGCCCAAGUUGCGCGAUAUAAUGGACAGCGAUUGGGUGCAACAGAAUAACGAUCCCGAUGUAGACAUAAUACCACCGCCCGAACAGGUUGUGGUCGACUUGAGCGAAGACACCAUGGAGCAGCCAGUUGAGUUGUCCAUCAAGCAGGAACACCAAAAACAGUUGAUUCUCAUUAUGGAACAAAGGUCGGCCGCAGAGAUGCGCAUUGGUGCUGAGUUAUCUGUCGGCGAGUCUGCUGAGGAGCUGCCAGCGGAUCAGACGUCCAACGAGGAUGUUAUGCAGGGCGUUUUUGAUCCGGACUUUGAGGCGCUCACCGACUUCCAUGGCUUUGAUGAACUUGCGCCGCCACUGCGACUGCCCUCUGAGUAUUAUACUGAGCUGCCGCUCCCACAUCCACACGAGUGCAAUGUUAUUAACAAUCCAGAGCCCGCAGCCCUUAUGCUGCCACCACCUGCUGCACGUCCGGUGCGAGCGCUACCUACAAUUGUCUCGCCGGCUGAAGCAAAUAAACGACCACGCACUCGCCAACAACGCCGAACUGAACUGCGACAAACAGCGGAAACGCUGCCGGAGCAGGAGGAUUCAAAGGCUGGACUGUACCGGUUGAUACAGCAGCUGCCACCACUGGUGGAUGUGUUGCCUGUGGCCAAGCCAAGUGCAUCGCCCACGAACAGCCGGCGCUCGCCGCGUCCUCUGAACGAUCUUUGUGGCUUUGGCAAGGCGAAACACACAUGGCGCAAAUCGCGCGCCAGCUGGCGUCACUUCUGUCUGCUGCUCAAUGGUGUCCAGCAGGUGCUCAAGCAUCGUUUCAAGAAGGAGCGACGCGUCUACUGCGGGGUAACAAUCAAAGCAGAGCGCCUGGACGAGGCGUACGAGAAGCCAUUGAUAUUCCCGCGACCACGGCCACCGGCGCAGCGCAAGGCCAAGCGACAGCCCAAAGUGCCACGUCCACCCACACGUGUGCAGCCAGAGCGAGCGCGUGCGCUGCGCCAGCGCUAUGUGUUUGAAUGACACUCACUGGAACCGAAGGUCGAGCCGGCAGUAACGACUGUCAUCGACGAGGAGGAGAAGCAGCUGCUGCAGGCGGUGCUCGUAGCGGCCAAUGGAAGGUGGACGGAACGGCAAAGGCAACGGCUGCAGCAGCGCAGCUGACGGCAGAUGAGCGAUUUGACUCUGACCUGGACACGGAAAACGCUGGACGGAAGACGAUUACGACGGCGCAACCAGAUGGCAACAAUAUAAUAAACACAUACACGCAAAUACACAAACACACACACACAUACAUGCAUAGAUGUAUAGAUGAUGUUGAAUGUGGGCCUAACGGAUCAUUGAGCAGCACCAAAGAUCCUGUCAAUAGAGAUUUAGAAGUUGUUAUUGUGUAAUGUUUAAGUAUAAGUUGAAUUUGACUUCGAUUAAUUAUUGAAAUAUUUAACUCCGCACACACACACACACCUAUAUACAACAUAACAAGUUUCGUUGUUGUUGGAUUAGUAAUUAGUAGCGUAAUGUACAGUCAUAAACAAAAAACAAAAAAAAAAGAAAACAACUUUUGUAAACUCUUGAAGAAAAA
Molecule: messenger RNA, 5405 nt
Organism: Drosophila montana
Lineage: Eukaryota; Metazoa; Arthropoda; Insecta; Diptera; Drosophilidae
Gene: JIL-1
Product: JIL-1 kinase
Exons: 8
Coding region: 1043-4846 (1267 amino acids)
Biological process (GO): regulation of DNA-templated transcription; peptidyl-serine phosphorylation
Molecular function (GO): ATP binding; protein serine/threonine kinase activity
Source: RefSeq, a predicted model, not a curated record